CUCAUUUGAUGGAGUGAGGAAUUCUCUCUCAGAUCUGAAAAAGAGACUCGAGGAAUUCUGUGAGGAGGAAUUCAACAAAAUCCCUCCACAUGGUAAGAGGAGCUGUUCCUGCUGGAGAAACACAGUGAUGUGUUAUUUCUUAGCGAUGCUCCUGCUUUCUUUUCUGCAGACACUUUAUUCACCCGACACUUUGAACUAAAACACUGAUUUAAAAUGAAUAAACUGACUGGAUCACUUUAAACUCUUUCCAUCUUUUACACAAACUCAUGUUUCUAUUUUUCUCUCCACAGCUGCAGCAGUUCAGAUCAUUUCAGAACCAGAACCACAGAGCAGAGAAGAGUUUCUGAAAUGUACAUCUAACACACACACACACACACACACACACACACACACACACACACACGUCUAGGCCUGUCAUGAUCAUAAAUUUUAUUGGAUGAGAUAUUGUCUCAGAAAUUAUUGCGAUAAACAAUAUUAUUCAAGACAAUUUUAUGCCACUAGUAAAAUAAUAAUGAUCAUGCAAAUACACCCUUUCAUAGAACAGUAAACUUUUUAAUUAAAUCAACUUAUUCAAUUCAACAGUGGAACGUAAACAAUAAAUAUGAAUAAAUAAGCUAAAGAAAUAAAACAACAAUCAAACAAAACCACUCACAACAAAAACAAUAAAUAAAAUACAAUUUAUGGCUCUUAAAAAUUGCACUGAAGUGAAUAUUAACUUGGCACAGGGUAAUAAAAAGACAUUCUUUUCUUCACAGGCAACAUUCUGCCAAUCCAGUUUCUCAAAGAUUAGUAGCCAGAUCAACAAAAAGUGCAAAGUAACAACGUAUUGCCAGCUGUCAUUUGGAUAAAAGUAACAACAAUUAGAACGAGAUAACAUGUAGGCAAGGGCGUAGGUUUGGUAUUAACAUUGGUGGGGACAAAAACCCAAUGCCAACCCCCAGUGGUGCCAACUUCAGGUCAACAUGAGAGGGUCACAAUAUUUUUCUCCGUUGUGUUCCACCAAAAGAGUCUCCAUCAUCUCUCCAAAGGCCAGACUUUUAACAUUUGAAGUUCAGAACUGUAGUAAUUCAUGAAUAAUAAUAAUAAUAAUAAUAAUAAUAAUAAUAAUAUGAUAUCCAGUUGAUUAACUGCAAAUCUUGCAUGUGAUGAUGAACUUAUUCUACCAAUUUGCAGAUGUGUUUUCCAAGCGAAUAGCGCACUGACUGUCGGGAGGGUGUAUGUUCCUUUCCCUCAUAAAUGGAAAUAAAACCCAUCCGGAGCCUUAAACACUGCGUUCCAUGAGGCUGGCAGGGGGAGUCGCUCUCUUCUGUGGGAUCUUUAACUAGUUUUAGAAUGCUAGUUUAAGCUGAUAUGUGAUUGAUCUAACGGUAAAACAGCACGAGGGCUCGAGAACUUUGACAGGUAACAAUUUUACUUGGCAACAGAAUGUAUCUGAAUUCUGAUUGGUUGUUAUAUUAUUGCCCUUUUGUUGUGUUCUUGAGCCCAGAGUGGGGGGAGGGGGGAGUGACAGGGUUCUACAGAGAAAAGUUUUCACUGCAACCGAACUUCCUCUUUUCGUGACCACGCCCCCUGCAUGGAUAUUCAUGUUCACAUUGUUCAGUUUGUUUUUCUCUUUUAUUUUAGAUUUCUGUUAUCUGACUCUGGAUCCCAACACGGCACAUCGUCGCCUCAUUCUGUCUGAGAAGAACAGAGCGGUGAGAUGCAGUGAGAGAGAGCAGCGUUACUCUGAUCAUCCAGAGAGAUUUGAUUACUGGCAGCAGGUGUUGUGUAAGGAGAGUAUGUGUGGACGCUGUUACUGGGAGGUGGAGUGGAGCCGUGCUGGUGUGUCCAUAUCAGUCUCAUAUAAAGACAUCAGCAGGAAAGGGCGGGGUACAGAGUGUCGGUUUGGACUCAACAAUCAGUCCUGGAGACUGUGGUGUUCUUCUUCUUCUCUCUCAUUCUGGCACAACAACAUUAAGACUGAUCUCAGAGUUCCAUCACCCUCCAGAAUAGGAGUGUAUGUGGAUCACAGUGCAGGAACUCUGUCCUUCUACAGCGUCUCUGACACGAUGAAGCUCCUCCACAGAGUCCACACCACAUUCACUCAGACUCUAUACGCUGGGUUCUGGUUCGACUUGCAUUCUACAGUGAGAUUGUGUGAUCCAGAAUAAAAGUGUGUAGUGUUUUCUGUAAAA
Molecule: messenger RNA, 2174 nt
Organism: Neoarius graeffei (lesser salmon catfish)
Lineage: Eukaryota; Metazoa; Chordata; Actinopteri; Siluriformes; Ariidae
Product: tripartite motif-containing protein 16-like
Exons: 1
Coding region: 1584-2150 (188 amino acids)
Molecular function (GO): protein binding
Source: RefSeq, a predicted model, not a curated record